This is a messenger RNA of Notolabrus celidotus (New Zealand spotty), 1160 nucleotides long. RefSeq names its product canopy FGF signaling regulator 4 (gene cnpy4). Gene Ontology annotation, cellular component: endomembrane system. Gene Ontology annotation, molecular function: signaling receptor binding. The coding region runs from base 116 to 769 and encodes 217 amino acids. The record is from RefSeq and is a predicted model, not a curated record. The transcript has 6 exons. Lineage: Eukaryota; Metazoa; Chordata; Actinopteri; Labriformes; Labridae.
UCUGUUAGUACACACCACGCAUGCGCAUUUACAAGUCGACUUCAAAAAUGUUGAUGUGGCUUCUCUGAUGAGAAGUUUUGAGUUUCCCCUACAAGUUUAAGAACAAACUAUCACCAUGAAACUUUGUAUUCUAGCUUUAAUGUUUGCCUGCGGGUUUGUCACGGCACAGGACGACGAGAGACUGCCGAAUAAGUGUGAAGUGUGUAAGUUCCUGACGGUGGAGUUGCAGGAUGCUCUGGAGAAAAGUGGUCGCUCCAAAGAAGUGCUGGAGAUGGGACAGGUGCUGGAUUCAGGCAAAAGGAGAAGAAAGAUCAAAUAUAACACCUCGGAAACUCGGCUUACAGAGGCGAUAGACAACAUUUGUGAACGCAUCCUGCAGUAUAAUGUUCAUGCAGAGAGGCCAGGCAGCCUCCGAUAUGCCAAGGGCACCAGUCAGACCAUGUCGACUCUGAAGAAUCUGGUCCAAAAAGGGGUGAAAGUGGACUUGGGUAUGCCGUUUGAGCUGUGGGAUGAGCCCUCAGUUGAAGUGUCAGACAUGAAAAAACAGUGUGAGACGAUGCUGGAGGAGUAUGAGGAGGUUGUGGAGGACUGGUACUUCAAUCAUCAGGACCAGAGGCUGGAGAACUUCCUCUGUCAGGAACACGUGCUCGAGGCAUCAGAGCAAGAAUGUAUUAAAGAAGAGUGGAAAGGAGACAUGGGGAACAAAGGAUCGGUCAAGGUGGAAGCAAAAGAGGAAGAGGGGAAAACGCAUGACGCUGGGGAGCUUUAAGGAACACCUUUUCAUAAGCAGACGACCAGAAGACAAUCAAAUAACCUCAGUUCAGGCUUUUAGCUGAACAUGAUAUAUUUUUAAGUGACACUUUAUCUGCUGCCAAACCCUGGUUCUUAAGUUUACAUCAGGAUUUAGAACAUGUUUUAAUUUCUCCUGUUCUUUUUAUAUGAAUGUUGAACUGUUACAUCUUUUUAAACACUAUUUGGAUUAUGGCCCUAUGUCUUUGUGGUAUUUGAGACCUUUACAGCGUUAUAAUCUGUGUAAAUGGAACAGCUGUUACGUCUCUCAGCAUUAUAUGGUACAUAUCAGUAUUUUUACCCUUACCUGCAGCCUUUAAAUGCAGUAUGUACAGUUUUCUCAUUGUGAAUAAAAUACUUUUUUAACUUUG